Molecule: messenger RNA, 1738 nt
Organism: Ooceraea biroi (clonal raider ant)
Lineage: Eukaryota; Metazoa; Arthropoda; Insecta; Hymenoptera; Formicidae
Gene: dib
Product: Cytochrome P450 302a1, mitochondrial
Molecular function (GO): oxidoreductase activity, acting on paired donors, with incorporation or reduction of molecular oxygen; monooxygenase activity; heme binding
Source: RefSeq, a predicted model, not a curated record
CGUUCGGUAAACGGAUAGUAAUGUACGCACUCGUGAAUCAAUAUGCAGGACGUGGAACGAUCAAGAAAUUAUACGCUCGUCGAUCGUGCUCGACGAAUGUCAGACACGUUGAGACGAGCAGACCCAAGCCAUUCGAGGACAUACCGGGACCGAGAUCGUUACCUAUUAUCGGCACGUUGUACAAAUAUCUACCUCUCAUCGGUGAAUACAGCUUCACCAAGUUGCACAUCAACGGUUUGUUGAAACUGAAACGUUACGGGCCUCUAGUGCGGGAGGAGAUAGUUCCUGGUGAAUCUAUAAUAUGGGUCUUUCGACCGGAAGAUAUAGCAGAAAUUUUCAAAGCCGAAGCAGGUCUACAUCCCGAGAGAAAAUCGCACUUGGCUCUUCUCAAGUAUCGAAAGGACAGAAGUAACGUCUACAACACCGGAGGGCUUUUACCGACAAAUGGCAUCGAAUGGUGGAAAUUGCGCCGGGAAUUUCAGAAAGUCCUGAGCAAACCUCAGAACAUCAUUGACUACUUGGAAGAUACCGAUCUCGUUGUUCAGGAAUUCGUACAGCUCUGCUCCCGCGAAAAGCCCAAUGCCGAUCUCCUGCCAUUACUUUCGCGUCUGUUUCUUGAACUGACGUGUCUCGUUGCCUUCGACGUAAGAAUGCAGAGUCUGUCGAAGGAGGAACAACGUCCCAAUUCCGAAACUUCGAGACUCAUCGAGGCAGCAUACGUGACAAAUGACGUGAUACUACGAUUGGAUAAUGGCCCGCGACUUUGGCGCUUUUUCGAGACACCGUUGUACAAAAAGCUGCGGAAAGCACAGGAUUAUAUGGAAGAGGUAGCAUCGCGAAUGGUCACUCGGAGGAACGAGGAUGUGGCUAUACGUCGAAAACGAUCUCUUCUCGAGGAAUAUCUGAGAAACGAAGCUUUAGAUGCCAAAGACAUCGUGGGCAUGGCGUGUGACAUGUUGCUCGCCGGGAUGGAUACCACGACGUACAGCACGGCGUUCGCUUUGUAUCAUCUCGCGAGAGAUACGAGAGUUCAAGAGAAGCUAAGAUCGGAAGCUGCGUCUCUGUUAGUCGAUCGUACCUCUCCGGUAACGGCACAAGUCUUGAGGAACGCCACGUAUACCAAGGCCGUGAUAAAAGAAGCGCUUCGCAUGAAUCCCAUCUCCGUAGGAACAGGACGCGUCUUGCAAACAGACGUCAUUCUCAACGGAUAUCACGUUCCUCAAGGAACUCUGGUUGUCACCCAAAAUCAAGUGAUUUCUCGACUGCCCGAGUAUUUCGAUGAACCAAACUCGUUCGUACCAGAGCGGUGGCUACGUGACAAUACCUACGAGAAAUGCGUAGGCAAAACGACGAGAGAGAGGUCCGUGCAUCCGUACUUGGUACUGCCGUUUGGUCAUGGGCCACGAUCGUGCAUCGCGAGACGAUUCGCGGAACAAAACAUGCAAGUCGUCUUACUUCGCCUGUGUCGAGAGCUGCAAUUUACCUGGUGCGGAAAAAAUGAAACGCUCGGCUUGGCUUCGUCGUUGAUCAAUAAACCCGACGCGGCUGUUCAACUUAAUUUCAAACACCUACAUACGUAAGGCUUCGGCUCGAGGAAACGCGGAAUUAUGCAAUGGAAUUGCAAUAACACUGUCCACUUGUGUGAAUUUUCUAUCGGAAAACAAUGUUUAUUACUUUGUUUGUAAGAACGAGAUCGUUCUCUCAUUAAUACGAGUACAGAUAAUAGAAAGAAUGAUAA